AUGGCCACCACCAAGCCUAAGACCGGCAUCAAAGUCGUCGUCGUGGGAGCAGGCUUCGGCGGCCUCACCGCAGCCAUAGAAUGCCAUCGGCAAGGUCACGAUGUCGAGGUCUACGAGUCCUUUCCAGAGCUCAAGGUCCUCGGCGACAUCAUUUCGUUUGGGUCCAAUGGCGGCCGCAUUUUUUAUCGUUGGGGCAAAUACCCGGGCGAGAUUUCGGAUCGCCUGCGGAAGCUGAGCAUUGACCUGACCGAGUAUGGCUUCCGAAUCCACAAAUAUGACACGGGAGAGGUUAUGUUUCACCAAAAGACACCCCCUCCAAACAAGGAGGCACCGGUGUUCAACGGCCAUCGCGGUGAGCUUCACCAGGUGAUAUUCGACUAUGCGAGGGAUGAGCUUGGGAUCCCGAUCCACCUGGAUGAGAAUGUGGCUGAGUAUUUUGAGACUGAUGACAAGGCCGGAAUCGUUUUGAAAGGUGGCGAGCGGAUCGUUGCCGACGUAGUGGUUGGGGCGGAUGGUGUUCGGUCCAAAGCCAGAGAGCUUGUGCUUGGUUACGAGGACAAGCCUAAGAGCAGCGGCUACGCAGUCUGGAGAGCAUGGUUUCCCAACAUGGACAUGAUCAAGGAUCCUCGCACCAAGGAAUUCUGCGAGAAUGGAGACACUUUCAACGGCUGGAUUGGACCAGAUGUGCACUUCCUCUUCUCAACCAUAAAAAAUGGCUCGGACUGCUGCUGGGUACUCACCCACAAAGACGAGCACGACAUUGAUGAGUCGUGGUCAUUCCCUGGUAAGCUUGAGGAUGUGUACGAGGUCCUCGACGGGUGGGAUCCCAUAUGCAAAGCCAUCGUGGAAAAGACUCCCAGCCUUGUUGAUUGGAAGCUCGUUUAUCGUGACCCAUUGCCUACCUGGGUGAGCAACAAGCGCAGGAUCCUGCUCCUGGGAGACUCGGCACACCCAUUCCUUCCGACUAGCGCACAAGGCGCUACGCAGGCAAUGGAAGACGGGACAACGCUUGGAAUUUGUCUGCGAAGAGCGGGCAAGGACAAUGUACAGGCAGCGUUGAAGACUCACGAGGAAAUCAGAUAUGAACGUGUCAAAGCUGUGCAAAAGACUGGGGAGACCACUCGAGAUAUGUGGCACAAGACUGAUUGGAAUAAGGUCCGGGAAGAUCCCAAGAGCAUCGCGAUGCCUCGAGAUGAUUGGAUCCAUUUCCAUGAUGCGGAGACCCAUGCAGAGACAGUCUUCGACGAGGUCUUUAAGAGACAUUCUGGUCCAUCCGGGGACAGGGCAGAGACUAACGGUGCAUUUGUUGAACAUGUUGAGACGAUUCAGCCGGUUGUCACAACUUAG
Diaporthe amygdali is the source of this 1347-nucleotide messenger RNA. Its product is annotated as fad nadbinding domain-containing protein. The transcript has 3 exons. Gene Ontology annotation, biological process: secondary metabolite biosynthetic process. Bases 1 to 1347 code for a protein of 448 amino acids. Gene Ontology annotation, molecular function: monooxygenase activity; FAD binding. The record is from RefSeq and is a predicted model, not a curated record. NCBI's taxonomy places the organism in Eukaryota, Fungi, Ascomycota, Sordariomycetes, Diaporthales, Diaporthaceae.